AUGGAGAUCGUGCAGCGACUGCUCGCCGCGUGGCCUGCAGGUGCACAAGAGAGAGAUUAUCGCGGGCAGGUGCCGCUGCACCGCGCCUGCUUGAACGGCAGCGUGCCGGUCGCGCAGGUUCUGCUGGAGAAGUGGCCGGAAGGGUUGAAGCUUGUGGAUCUGAACGACAUGACGGUUUUUCACUAUGCAGCCCAGUCCGGCAGCGUGGAGCUGGUUCAACUCCUCCUGCAGGAGUGGCCGGAAGGGCUGAAGCUUGUGGAUCUGAACGACGAGACGGUUUUUCACUGUGCAGCCCGGUCCGGCAGCGUGGAGCUGGUUCGACUCCUCCUGCAGGAGUGGCCGGCAGGGCUGAAGCUUCUUACUACUUACCGCUGGACAGUUUUUCAAUUUGCUGAUAGCGUUGAGGUGUUGCGGCUCCUCCUGCAGGAGUGGCCUGAUGGGUGGAAGGCCCAAGGACUCGACUGCAGGCUCAUGGUGGAAAUGGCCUGCAACGGUUCGAAAGUGGAGAUUCAGUCCUUCAACGAGGCUGCAGCAGACCUGAAGUGCUUCAAUGCAGUUAGGCUUUCGAAGUGGCACCUGGAGCUUUGGCUGGACAAUUGCGAUGGCAAGGCCAUCUGGCGAGACGUGCAUGGCGCACUUGCAGACCGGUUGAAGGACCAGGAAGCAAAGGACUAUUUGAGAUCCCGCGCCAGGGUCGGGGACCUGAUUGUGGAGACCUUGGCAGACGGGCGCACAUGGGCGGCUCUAAUCGGCGCAACAAGUGCGGCCUUGCUGGUCGUAGGCCUCGAGCGAUGUAAGGGGCAGGUGGGAGCGUCGCCGGAGAAUCUCGAGUUCUUGGACGGCGCCAAGCUGGCCGUGGGCAAAGCCUUCGCUCAGUGCUUGUGGCUGCUGAGGCUCUUUCGCUGGCUUGAGAUACUGGCCGCAGUUUGUUUUCUCGGGAUGGCGCUUUUGUUCAUGAACUGGGCAUGGUGGAUGCCUCUGUCGGUGCUCUCCUACGUUUUGCCAGCAGUCGGGAUCCAUGGAGUUCGGAAGCUCAUUCGAACCCCGGCGCUGGCCAUCAUGACAAAGGGCACCUCCGCACAGGUGGCUGCCUUCAUUCGUGCUGUGGUCUUACUCGGGAUCUUACUCGGGAUCGUCAUCGUCAUCCUUUUCAGCUCAAAUACACGGCAGAGUCCUCUUCUGAAUCCCCUAUUCGAAGAAUGGGGCGGGGCGAAAGGCAGUCAGUGGGGAGAAAGUCGGCUGUCUGAUCACUGGCUUUUCCGGUGGGUCCCUGAAGACGUCACAGCAAUGGGAAUCUUUGGAGUUUGUUUGCUCUUCUUCCUGGGCUCACUUUGCUUCUACCUGGUAUGGCUGCUGUGCUGUAUCCUUCCUGACUGCUGCCUGUGGCCGUGCUGGCGCACGCCUCCGCAGCACGAGCAGACAAGCAUCAAGCAGCAGGUGGUGCGAGACGUGCUCCAAACCUGCUGUCGCGAAGACUUGCAAUACGUGCAUGACGCGCCCAGGAAAAUCGCGGCCAUUAAGAAAGUCGACUGGCCCUGGCAGGGCGGCGGGCUGUGGACGCAUGUGGCCCUUAUGAUGCUGGAUGUCGGCCUUGACAUCAACACCGUCUUCACCUUCCUUUCUGGACAACAUUAUUGGUUCGCAGCGGUCAUGACCUUUCUGGUGGUCCGGAGCACCCUGAAGCAGCUGUCCAUCCUCAGCCCAUGGCAUCUGUCCAAGGCAGUCCAAAGAAGCGUGGACCGGGGCCUCCUGCGGAAGGACCUCCUGGACUUUCUCGAAGAAGAAAAACGCUCGGAGUCCUUCUUCUGUGCCUGCGUUACUGCGUAUUCUAUGUUCUUUGCAGCCCAGACGGCAAUCCAGCUACUCGUGCAGUUUGGCAGCCUCCUUCUCGGCACGAUCCUGUUCUCAGGCUAUGCCGUGCAGCUAUGUGACCUGGACCUCGAAGAAAUCACACCUCCUGAGUUCUGCCAGGAGCGCAGCAAUGCGGGCCAGAAUGCCGAGGUUGCAGAGAAGGGCCCAGAUGCUCACGAAGCCCCUCGUGAGGAGGCCGCGACGAAGGAGCUUGUCGUGGCAGUGAACGUCGUACCGUCCCUUGUCAAGAGGCCACUGGUUCCUGCACCUCCCGGAGAUCCAUGCGAGUACCAGAGUCCGGAAGCCACGGAAGCCAUGGAACACGUUCAAUCUAUCUAG
Symbiodinium natans is the source of this 2190-nucleotide messenger RNA. The record is from the annotation of a GenBank genome assembly. NCBI's taxonomy places the organism in Eukaryota, Dinophyceae, Suessiales, Symbiodiniaceae.